Molecule: messenger RNA, 300 nt
Organism: Protopolystoma xenopodis
Lineage: Eukaryota; Metazoa; Platyhelminthes; Monogenea; Polystomatidea; Polystomatidae
Source: the annotation of a GenBank genome assembly
AUGGCUCUACGACGCUCUGUUCGGGCGGAUUCUGCAGGCACCAGGCGACUGCCGACGACAAGACGAGGCAAAGUUGAUGAUGCCGGUGGCAGACAGUCGGUACCGACUGCCUCGGAAACAGCAAAAGUCGGCAAGGGCGGCUGUACUAAAAGUCAAUUUGUGUUCUGUUCCGCUUCACAGAACGCUCAGUCGACUCUUGAUCCCAGCGCCAAACGCCUCGUCAUGCCUGCACAUCCUCUCGUGUCGGACCGUUUAAAGAGCCCAUCUCCCCCAACCCACCCCCACCCCCCCAGUGCAUGA